Molecule: messenger RNA, 5433 nt
Organism: Hirsutella rhossiliensis
Lineage: Eukaryota; Fungi; Ascomycota; Sordariomycetes; Hypocreales; Ophiocordycipitaceae
Product: phospholipase D active site motif domain-containing protein
Exons: 2
Coding region: 1-5433 (1810 amino acids)
Biological process (GO): phosphatidic acid biosynthetic process; cell motility; intracellular signal transduction
Molecular function (GO): D-type glycerophospholipase activity
Source: RefSeq, a predicted model, not a curated record
AUGGCCGACAACCGCCAAGGAGACUCCGUGUCGCCGCGGACGCGGUCUCCGUUGUCGUCGCCCGGAAACGCCGCCUCUCAGCCCGAGUCUGCGUCGCCGACGGCGCGGUUAGACCAUCAACUCCCUCCCACCCCCGAUACGGCGGAGCAGCAGCCGCGAGAACCGAGGCCAAGGAUGGAGGCCAAGGACUAUUGGAACGGAGGGACAAAGCACCCCGACGUCUCGCCCGGAGUGCUUUCAGAGGGCUCCGCCCAGGCAUUGCGCUCCCCUGACACGUCUGGACAGAGCCGCCAUGACGCCGAUGGGCCUCUGUCUCCCACGUCCAAUCCCGCCUUGUCGGAAGCGCCCUCCAUCGUCGGGAGGCGAAGCGUUCAGUUUGCCAGAGCCGGAGCCGAUCCACUCGAUGAGUCGAACCAAGCCGCCCAAUCCCGUCGCGGAUCCUGGGGUGCUCCCGAUACCCCUGGAAAGCCCAGAGGCACUUCCUUCAUGUCAAAGAUCAAGGCGUUUGCGAGCAAUCCCAACUUGCAGACUCCAAAAUCGCCGAGUGCGCCUGCUGCGCCGUUUGAGAACGGGUCGCCGCCCACGGCCAACUCGCCAACCACCGCCCGCCUUGGCUCGCGACUGCCGGAUACCCUCGCCGAGGAGCUGUCUGAUGCUGACGCAGAUAUCGAGGAGACGGCCGACGAGGCCAACAUCCCCGAUCAAGGACCUGCGACCAAGAAGAAAAAGAAGAGAAAAAUGCGGCGUUUCAAGAAGGGACAGGUGUCCUCGCCUUCGACGCCGCAUCGCCUGCCGAGUGACCUCACCUCCAGCCGUCUGUUGAAGCGCCGCGCCAGCAUGCCAGACACCUCUGCACAGGUCAUGUCGGACGGCGAUGCGCGCGAGCAGCUGAGACGAAGGGCCUUUCGAAGAGGCCACUCCUACAUGGACUCUGCGCCGAGGGGACCCGACGAGGACCUUGACGACGCCGACAGUCCCGCGCCCGGACGAAGGGCCGGUCACCUACGGCGCAUCACUGUCUUCGGUGGGGGCGGUGUGUCGGAUGGCGAUGCCAUGUCACCCAGGCGACCGUUUUUCAACUCGGAGCGAGCCUCCCACUUUGGCGUGCAAAAGUGGAAACAGGUGAAGAGCACGCUGAAGCUUCUUCGCCAAAAGAAGGAAGACCGGUUCGACUACUUCAAGUCGGCCGAACUGAUGGCCGAGCUGAGGGCUGGUGCGCCCGCCGUCUUGAUGCUCGCGAGCAUGAUUCAGCGGGACGAGCAUGGGAAUAAGAGAAUCCCUGUUCUCCUGGAGCAGCUCAGGCUCAGGAUAAAGGACAGCUGUCCCAUGCCAGAUGACGACAAGGACCGCCAUUGGAUAUUCACCAUGGAGCUAGAGUACGGCAACGGCCCGAGCCGGAUGAGCUGGACCGUCAUCCGAACCAUCAGGGACAUCUACAACCUCCACUUCCGCUACAGAUUCGCCCUCAACAACGACAAGUACAUGCCGGGCCGCCUGGACUUGGGAACCCGCCCCAGGCAGCCCAAAUUCCCGUACUCUGCAUUUCCCUAUCUGCGCCGAGCCCGCAUCAAGGGCGACGACAGCUCCGAUGAUGAGCAGGCCAGCGUGGCCGGAGAAGAGACUGCCGGCGAGGGAACGGCGGCAGAGGCUACGGCUGGCGAGGGAGCCACCGAUGAGGGCCAGUACCAGCCGCGCCGAAAGAAGUCGCGGGCCAACCUGUGGGGCAUGCGGCGACGGUCCACCGGAUUCACCGACCCCGGAGACAUCUCCAACGCCGAAGGCGCCCAGUCAAGCGCCGUCAUGGACAUGAUGACCCGGAGACAGCGCUAUGUGGAGAAGCAGAGGCGAACGCUGGAAAAGUAUCUCUCGGAGAUGAUCAGGUGGCUCAUGUUCCGAGCCGACAGCAACCGCCUCUGCCGCUUUCUGGAGCUCUCGGCCCUGGGGGUUCGCCUUGCGGCAGAAGGCAGUUAUCAUGGCAAGGAAGGGUACUUGCAUAUCCAGUCGUCAAAGGGUCUCGAUUUCCGCCGCGUGCUCACGCCGGCCAAGGUCAUUGCUCGUCACAGCCGCAAGUGGUUCCUGGUUCGACAGAGCUACAUAGUGUGUGUCGAGUCGCCAGAGAACAUGAACAUCUACGACGUCUAUCUGGUCGACUCCAAGUUCAGCCUCAUUUCUAAGCGAAAUCCGCUGAAGCAGAUUGGCUCCAAGGACAAGCAGGCAGAUAUCGAUCUGACCGUCGAGGCGCCGCCCGAGAAGCACCACACUCUGACUCUCCACACGUCGGAGCGCAAAGUCCGCCUCUUCUCGAGCUACCAGUCUGUCAUGAAGCAGUUUGAGGAGUCCAUCAACGAGAUGCUCAGGCAGACGCAAUGGUACGAGAAGAAACGGUUCGAGAGCUUCGCACCGGUACGCACCGGCGUCUUUGCCCAGUGGCUUGUGGACGGCCGCGACUACAUGUGGAACGUCUCCAGAGCCAUCAACAUGGCCAGGGAUGUCAUCUACAUCCACGACUGGUGGCUGAGCCCCGAGCUCUACAUGCGACGCCCGGCAUGCAUCAGCCAGAAGUGGCGACUCGACAGGCUGUUGCAGAAGAAGGCGCGAGAAGGGGUCAAGAUCUUCGUCAUCAUCUACCGAAACGUGGAAGCCGCCAUUCCCAUCGACUCCGAGUACACCAAGUUCUCGCUGCUGAACUUGCACCCAAACAUCUUUGUCCAGCGGUCGCCCAAUCAGUUCAAGAAGAACCAGUUCUUCUUCGCGCACCAUGAAAAGAUUUGCAUUGUGGACCACGACGUAGCAUUCCUGGGCGGCAUCGAUCUCUGCUUUGGCCGCUGGGACUGCCCCCAGCACCCCAUUGUCGACGACAAGCCGACUGGGUUCGAGAUGAGCGAGCGGCCAAAGGACGCAGAGCACUGUCAGCUGUUCCCUGGCAAGGACUACUCCAACCCCAGAGUGCAAGACUUCUUUCGUCUCAACGAGCCUUAUGAAGAAAUGUACGAUCGCAGCAAAGUCCCCAGGAUGCCAUGGCAUGACGUAUCCAUGCAGGUCGUCGGACAGCCCGCUCGGGACCUGACGCGCCAUUUCGUCCAGCGUUGGAACUAUCUUCGCCGCGGGCGGAAGCCAACUCGGCCCCUGCCCUUCCUGCUGCCGCCUCCGGAUGCCAAGUUCGACGAACUCGAGGCCCUCGGCCUGACGGGAACUUGCGAGGUGCAGAUUCUGCGCUCCGCGUCGACCUGGUCUCUUGGCAUCGAGGAAACGGAGCACAGCAUUCAGACUGCGUACAUCAAGAUGAUUGAGGACUCUGAUCAUUUUGUCUACAUGGAAAACCAGUUCUUCAUUACCAGCACCGAGGCGUACAACACAAAGAUUGUGAACCGCAUUGGCGAUGCGCUGGUUGACCGCAUCAUCCGUGCGCACGAAAACGGCGAGGACUGGCGCUGCGCCAUUGUGAUACCACUGAUGCCAGGGUUCCAAAACACUGUCGACGAGCAAGAGGGGACCAGCGUCCGACUGAUCCUCAUGUGCCAGUACCGAAGCAUCUGCCGGGGAGAGCAGUCGAUCUUCGGCCGCCUGCGUGCAGCUGGCAUCGAGCCGGAGGACUACAUUGGCUUCUACUCGCUCCGGCAAUGGGGAAUAAUGGGCAACGACGUCCUCGUCACGGAGCAGCUUUACAUCCACGCCAAAACCAUCAUUGUGGAUGAUCGAGUUGCCCUCAUCGGAUCGGCGAAUAUCAAUGAGCGGUCGAUGCUUGGUACACGAGACUCGGAAUGCGCAGCCAUUGUCCGAGACACCGACAUGCUGUGGUCGACGAUGGGCGGAAAGCCGUACCAGGUCGGUCGCUUUGCUUACACACUACGCCUCCGUCUGAUGCGAGAGCAUCUUGGCCUGGACGUCGACGAGAUCCUGGAGGAAGAGCGGCGGCAGGAGAUGGAUCGCGAGGCAUUUGAGCACGAGAUGGGUGACAUCUACGGCGACGACGCGCCAUCUGGUGCCGCUGUAGGUCCCAGCGCGGUGCGAGAUGAUCUAUUCAAGAAGCAGUUUGAAAUCCCUCGACUACCCAGCUUCAACCACGAUCUUGACUUGGAAAAGGCUCAAGCCACUCAGCCAGACGAUUCCUUCGACGUCAAUGGAAAAGAAGAUGACAAGGAUGCUCGAGUGACGGGAAAGAAGCAUCAGCUGGAUGUGUCAGGCUACGGGCCGGAUCAAUGGAAGACUGCCGAGAAGUCUGGCCUCGACGGAGGCCGCGAUUCAGUCGUUGUUCACGGACGCGAAGUACUGGUCCGAAGCAUCGACAGCCAGGGCAAAGGAGCCCUGGACGCUCCCAAGCCGCCCCAUCGGCCCAACACUGGCGCGGAAAACAGACACCGGGCGUCUUCCGCCGGCGGCCACGAGGGAAUACCGCCCAUACCUCCCUUCAAUCGGCGCACAACGGAUCAGCUCGGGAUGCCGCGAACUGCUCAGCUCCCGCCCCUGCCCGUGGUGGACGACACAGACAUAGGAGGGCCGCCCGUCCACACAGACCCCGUCACGGGCCGCCUGACGAAUGGCGCCUUUCAUCCGAUGGCGUCGGAUAUUAGGCCGGCGGAUAUCACAAAGGACUGCAUGCGUGAUCCCGUCAACGCAAGCUUCAUGGAUGGAGUCUGGGGCAAAGCCGCGAGGAACAACACGAAACUCUAUCGCAGAGUCUUUCGAUGCAUGCCCGACUCCGAGGUGAGCACGUGGGCCGAGUACCGCGAAUACGUGGAAUACGGCGAGAAGCUGCGAGCCAACAUGGAAGGGAAAGCUGCGGGCGAAGAGAGCGAGCUGAAGCAGGAGAUGAGCCACAACCGAGAAUCGACAGCAGCCGGAGCCGGGAUCGGUGCGCCGGGACCGGAAGCGAUCACCAAGGCUGUCCGGAAGGAAGCAGAAAAGGCUCCGGAAAAGUUGUCGGAAAAGCUGUCUGAGAAGAUGCCAGGAACGAGCCAAGACGAAGGAAAAGCGCAAAUUGCCAUGAGUGAGGGCGGACAGGCAGAGCUGCAUGAGAAAAGCCCUUUGCGAAACGGAGACGACGAGAAGUCUCCUCGGCCUCCUCAGGGACAAUCACUUUUCCCUCCACUGGAGAAUGUGCCGACCAAGACUCUCGAGCCUCAGACUUCCAGGAACACUGAACGUAAGGCUACAUUUUCUGGGUUGGACAAUCCACCUUCGAGGGAUGCCAGGGAAACUGGCGGGGGGCCGUCUGGCCAGUCGGGCUCUGUCAAACGCCGGCGCCGUGCCACGACAAAAGGUAGCAGGCGCGGGCUCUCGAUUGAGGACAUGCCGUCCCGCGCCGAUGCCGAGGAGCUUUUGAAGAUGAUCCAGGGCAACCUGGUCGAGUUCCCGUACGAUUGGCUUCUCACCGAGGAGCAGAAUGGCAACUGGGGCUACCAGGUGGAUGGUGUGGCUCCGCUGGCAAUCUAG